AUACCCUAACCACUGAAUAUGAGCCACUGAAUUCCACUGUGACUGAAGCAUUGCUGAUCAACUCUUGUUCCAAAGAUGGUGAGAUCCCAAUAAAUACCACUUUCUUUCCAGUUAACUCUAGUAGAGAAGAUUUACACGUUAGAGAGGAGCUAUCCUCAUCCCCAGUGUACCCUGAGGAUUGUUCUCUGAAGUUGCACUUAAACCUAACAGCAGGUUAUCAGGUUUCAACAUGUGACAAUGCAGGAGAUCCAGAAGUUAAAGCAGCACAGAUUCUAAAUGAAUCACACAACAAUGCAAGCACUGCCAAUGGCAAAACAAUUGAACACUGUGAUGAAGAAAAUAAUUACUUCUAUACAAAACAGUGCACUGAAAUGGCUUGCACAACAGAUACCAAAGAUUAUUCACUGACAAUCGAACAAUCAGACAAGCAUGGUGGAGAAGUUAAUAGAUUUGUCAGAAAUGGCGAACACUUUGGGAUACAGUUGGAGAAUGAGCCAAUCAUUGGUGCAUGCAAAAUGAAAGACCCUCAUGCAGGCUUUGUAGGAAAUAUGAAGCUUCCAAAGAAAAGUUAUGAAUAUGUUUCCGACACUGAGACAGCACUUUUAAAUAUAGAUCAGGAACGGUCAUCUACUUGUUCAACAACCAAUGCAGAAUCUGUAAAAAAUAUAUCUCUUUUGAAAAACUGGCUAACACCUGAUAUGGAAAACACUCAUCAAGAGAUAGAAGACAUAAAAAUAAAAAAUGCACCAUUAGCAGGUGAUGAUCACAAGACUUUAAUCAGCAAAGUUCACAUUAAUACUUUAAGAAGUGACAGCAGUGUAUGCGAUAGUGGAUUGACACACACAAAUUGUACUAGCCUGAAAUCCUCUAGGAGUCCAGAAAUAAAAAACAAUAUUGACAUCAGUAAAGAGGAUAGAAAAUAUGCAGACCAGAUUGUGGAAAGAAAGGCCAAUAACCGUUAUUUUCAGAUGAGUGACUCUGCAAUUAAUGAUAAAAUAUCAGAGGUGGUGAAAGAACAUUUUAUGAUCUCUCUAAGAGAAGACUACAGUGAAGAUCAAGAGCCAAACACAAAGACAGAAAAUUCUUCUUCUGCUAAACUGGAUACUUCGAAGGCCAAAACAAGCAAACACGAAUUUAAUAUCAAAACUACUCAGGCUGGACAUGGUGAGAAUAAUAGUUCCCAGACUUUCUCAUGUAUGUCAAAAUCAGAGAUUCAUGUAGACAACUCUGUGCACUUUGAUAGCGGCAAUGCACAAACAGAAUCAAGACAUUCUUUGACUAUGAAGGAUAACACAGUCUUGAACUCCAGUGGCACAGAAGAGCAAAUUGUAAGGAAGGAAGAGAAGAAAGUUGAACAAGAAAGUCCAAAAUGUGAAUAUGUCAGUGAUAACAUGGAAUCAGUACUAUACUGCACUACACAGGAACAGAGCACAGAUAAACUAAAAACAAGUGAAUCAGUGUUGUCAUGUGUCAAAGAAACUAUUAUUGAUGUGAAUACAUCAAAAGAGAGCAUAAUUGUCUGCUCCCAACUGAGAAAGGAUUAUGUUGAUGCUUCAAACCCUGUUCAAGGGAAAGAUUGCAUCAGCGAAGGGGAUUUAGAGGGGGGUAGAGUAACAGUAUUAAAGCCACUGCUUCCCUGCAUGUUUGCACAAGAUACUUUAUCUCUUAAGCUGACAAAUGGGUUGGAGAAAGUUCAGAAAGUAAAUCAGUGCUUGCACCAGAAUGCACGGGUAGUUGACAACAAAACAAAACUAAAUGAAAGUACACUAAUCUCUAAGGAAAUGGACAGUUGUGAUGAUAAACCACUAACCCAUGGACAUUCAAGACUUUUGAAUGAAACUUUGUGCUCACCAAGUGAAAACUGUCUUAUGAAGGUCUCAACUCCAGUAAAGUUGAGUAAAUGCCACAUUCCUCAGGUGUCAUUGUCCUCUGAUGCAACAGUGAAACAUACUGUCUCAGGUAUACAUUCUGAAUAUGUAGCUGAUACAUUUCAGCAAACCAUGGAGGCACAAAAUAAAAAGACAUGUUCAUAUAACUCUUCAGUAUCAAGUAUGGAAGAUUACCACUCAAAAGUGGAUGGCAGUUACCCAACUCCCGAAGCCCAGCCUUCAAGCAAUCUUGCAUUUUAUGAAUUUGGUCAAGGAUAUCUUGGAAAACAUAAUGGUUGUGUCAGCCAAGAUAAAACUUGCACUAAACAUUCCUUGGAAACUGCCACUAUCAGUAGUAAUUGUGAUAAAGACAAAGAAAGAACUGUGGAGCACACACUCAAAAGUUACUCUGAAGAUUUAAGAAAAGAUGGCACAAUUUCAGAUUUAGGCCAGGCACCACAAAGAACACAAAUGCACAAUUUGCUUAAAAUCUGUGAUACUGGAAAAACAAACAAGGAUCAAACAAUCUACACAAGUAAUCAAAUGGAAAUUGUGUUUAAAUCUCAGUAUAAUGAUGGCAGCAUCAAAGGAAUACAAAGUUGUGAUAACCAACAACCGAAAAAUCAAGAGCCAAAUAUGCCUAAAAAUCACCAGUCAACUGAAAAAAGAGAGCCUGGUACAUCUGUUGAGGUAUAUCACGAUGCAAAACAAACUCCUUGCAAUCAAAAUACAAAGGAAUAUUAUAAUAACACAUCUACAGACAAAGCAGAACAUGUCACAGCAGCGAAUGUUACAAAACAUUUUGUUGGCAGUGGUAAUGAUGACAGACGGAAAGGGAAACAAAAGCGAUACAGAAAGGCCCACUUUAUAGCACCUCCAAGUUCAUCCACUGAUUCUGCACCCGAUUUAUCUUUGGAUGAAAGUACCACAUCUAAAUGUCAUGUGUCUCGUACCAACCUUCUUCCUACCAGUGAAAAUGCUCUUGGCAAAUACAAAAGUUCUCCACUUGAUGAACAAAGCAUUCCUUUACCUUCAGCAAUUAGUCCAAGAUCAUUAGAAGCACAGACAGGACAGAAGAACACCCAGCAGCCUAGAGAGAUACUUCCCAUACGCAACAAAGUUGGGAUUGAGACAGUUGCAUGUCAACAAGAUCAUGGUUCUACCGAAGAAAUGCCAAAGAUAGAAAUGAGGGAAUCAAAGGGUAACAAAGACAUUACUUUAAGGAAGAAUGCUUCUUCUGAAGAUAUUUCAGUUUGUGUGGAAGCCCUUGCUCAGCCAUUCGAGGAGACUUUCCCACAUACAAGAGAUUCUGCAAUGCAUUUUGCUUCAAGUGAUAUUAACCCAUUUAUUCAUUCAAGAACUACUGUGGCGGUUAACACAGCAGUCCACAAAAAGCAGGCCUUUGGAAGUGCAGCCAAUUUAUCCUGCAAACACUCUCCACUCAGUAGUUCCAACAAGUAUAUAAAGAGGUGCUGUAGUGUAGACAAUGGCCUAAAUAUUCAGGACUCCCCUUUCAGUUCCCAUUUGAGCGCGUAUGUAAAUCAUAAAGGCCUCUCUAGCACACUGAGUAGUAAUGAAUAUUCUAGAGAUCAAAUUUCAUCUGAACCUCUGUUGAAGGCAGCUUCUUAUUCCUCUAGCAGUUCAAAUAAGCAGACCCCAACAGCUUUGAAAUGUGACUCUUACAAUUGUGCCUCAGAAGAGUUACGCCAGAGUUCAGGUCAAGUUGACGAAAUAGUGUUAGUCUACUCCUCUGAGUAUGAAUCUCAGGAACAUCCUAGUCCAAGCAGGUGUAAUCAAGGCACACAAACCAUUGAGGUUAAUAAGGACCUUAAAAGGAAGAGCCGGCACAGAAGAAGCAGCACCCAGACACCAGUGUCCAAACCAGGGAAUGGUGCCCCAACCACGUGGACAAGUCUGCAGAACAUGUCUGAACAUCUCUCUGACCUUAUACACAACACCUCUGAUCUUCUGGGGAACAUACAGUGUAUGCGAACAGGGGAAAAGCCACCAAAAUAUGACUGUUUCCAGGUUUCAUCUGGCAGUAACUACAAGAGGGACUGUUGUACACAAACUUCACUGGACAUUGGGGUCCAGACAGAGAAUGCUCCAAGGUCAGCAAAUCCUACAGCCCAUGAAGUAAAUGUUAUUGUUAAAGUCAUUGGCUCAGAUAUUUGUAAUGUGUCCCAGCUUGGAGGUGAUGCCAAGAUUUUGAAGAAUAAAUGUGAAAGUGAACAGGCCUAUGAAAGGAUUAAAAGCCUGCCUGAUUUACGUCCCAAAAGUUCAAAGGUGACUGAGAGUCAAACUUUUCUGAUUCCUCCCCAAAAGGUUCUUUCAUUAGAGACUCUUAUGCCAAAUCAGGAUGCUCCCACUAAAGGAAAUACAGUCGAUAAUUCCUGUAAGAAGUCUUCAUCCGGCUACCUUGGAGCAAAACGCUCACAUAUGAAGCAAGAAGAGAAGCAGACUUGUCACAGAAAUGUAGACCUAAGGAAUUGCUUUAAUAAACAAAUUAUGCUUAUGGAUCGUGCAUGCUCCCCUAUUCUUACAGUGAAGGCUGCAAGAUACACACAGCAAAGACAAGUAAAAACAACCCAUGCUUCAACAAACCAGAAAACCGAGGGACAAGAGAAUCAGUACUCAAAUGUAUACAACAUGCCAUUGAAAGGUCAUAUAAUGUCCAACCAUGAGAAUAAGGUACUAGAUCAGCAGAACCUUUGUAUCCUUCACAAUAAAAAUGCAAGAACAGCAUCUACAUCAGUGUCAUCUGUGACCUAUGAAAACCUUAGAGACCGUUGUUGUCCAAAUCUAGGUGAGUCGGAUGACUUCUCAAAUAGCAUCUGUCCCCACAGCAAAUGCAUAGAAAAUAAGAGGAAUGAAUAUUCUUAUGAAGUUGAAGACAGGGUCAUAAGUAAACCCAACCAUUCCCCAUCUCAGCCACAAAGAAUGUCCCUUUCCCCUCCAAGCAGUAACACUGGUGUCCAACUAGCAUCCUCCUCAGAUAACGUCAGACAAUCUAAAACUGAAAACAUAGAAAAACCUAAUUUUUUAACUGUGAACAGUCAUUUGAGCCACAGAUCUUCCAAGUAUAUAAUAAAGAGUUGGGAUCAUUCAAAACAAAUUACUGUGCAACAGGAGGAAGAUGAUGUGAUGUCUCUGGUGCCAAGCGAGUGCAACACAGAUGUUCUGGUCAGCAUCAAUCCUCUGGCAGAAUCCACCACACUCAGAGAACAUCAGUGGAUCCCUGAUGAUCUGCCCAUGCACAACAAAUUUACUAACUGGUCUGGCAUUAAACAGCAACCACCAUCAACAUUUAGUAAAAUUCACAGACCAAUUGGACAGCAGUUCACAAAGCUCAGCCCCAGUUACUGGCAAGAGCCAUCAGACAAAACAGACAGGAGGGCACAAGAAAUUGAGAAGCUGAGGAAAGAACGUGAGCAGGUUUUAGCCUCUGUACAUAUGGAUCUGAGCCCUCAUCAGCUGACUGUUGAACUCACAGAGGCCAGGCUGCAUUAUGGCCAAGGGGAAACAGACACUCUGCUUAAGAUUCUCAAGUCUGGUUCUAAAAAGGCGUUUUUAGACUGUGACAAACGGGAGCUCCUUAACAGGCACAGGAAGAGCAUUGAAAGUUUGAGAAAAGACAGAGAAGCCCGUUUUCAGAUUUGCCGUCGGGCUCGAAGCCUCAGUCCCAGUAAGCGUCGGAUCCCUAUAAAUGAUGAGGAGCAAUCUCAAAGAGUUUCAGACCUGCCAAGCAGACAAAGGGAAUAUAUGCAGCAGAUCAGACAAGAGAUUGUCGAAACCAGCAGAGUACCUGAUUCACCAAGAAGGGAGGGUCAAUGUCCAUCUGACAUUGAGCUUCUAUUGCGUGACUACAGUCGAGCCCGUGAGGAGGCAAGAGCAGAGAUUGCACGUGCACGAGACCGACUCCGUGAGAGGACCGAACAGGAGAAGAGACGACUACAGCAGCAAGCUCUCUCACUGGCAGUGAAGGAUGACCUGCGGUUUCGCACACGCAUUAGUAACAGUACUUUAUGUAGUGGUUCGAACCUGAGUCUCUCCUCAGGGCCCACUUCAGGGUACAACAGCAGCAAUGCUGCUUUAUUUAAAGAUAUUAAUUCACCAUUAAUACAGGUAAAUGGAGUCUCAGAAUUCAAAGUAAGGACUCGACCUCCUAUGAUUCCGUUGCAGACUUCAAAAGCUCAGCGUAGAUGGUUGUCAGUCCAGGAUGUCAGCCUGGAGACAUCUGUAACUGGAUACGAGUCCUCCUCCACUCCAUCAUCUCCUCCCUGUGCUCAACAACGCACUCUCUCCUUUGGCUCUCCUUCAUCUAUAUCAACUUCAUAUCAGGAUAUCGCAGACUGUACUCUUGCCAGUGCUAUUUCUGAAGUAUAUUUGGCCUCUGGUGGUGAUGCGAGGAAUCUGCUGGCUGGGAAGGCAGCUGCUGGUUGGAGGCAACAAGGUGUGGAGAGAGGCGUUCAAGUCUUUCACAAGGCUACUUCCAGACCCUCAGCUCAUGGGUUUCUUGGAGCAGUUGAGCUGGAGAGACCUUUGGCCAGUCUGUGGUCUAUAGUUCGAGAUCACUCAAAGACUCACCUGUACCACGAGUCUAUUAAAUCUGCCUGGACACGACCAUUGGACCAAAGCACACAACUAGUCUAUCUUUUGACGGAUGUAUCCAACUGCCAGCUUAAACAGCCGCGGGACUUCUGCUGCCUCAGUACAGAAUCCAAACAGGAUGAUAUGUGGGUGCUGGCCAUGCAGUCUGUAUUUGAGGAGACACUGCCACGUCCCAGUGUGGAUACUGUUCGUGGUGAGAUUCUACCAAGCGCUUGGAUACUUCAACCCAGCCAGCGUAAUGGUCGAGAGCUCGUCACUGUCAUCUACUUGUUACAAGUAGAUUUGGGGAGCCCGUCCUUGGCUCCUAGACUGCUGAAUACAGUGUCUAGGAAGCAAGCAGCUGUCAUAGCAGACCUCGAUUCUUUCUUUUCUUUAUGAUCAAUCAGGUUACACAUGUAGCAACAAGCACUUACACUAAAGCCCUGAAAGUUUUUGCUAAGAUUUGCACCUCAUGUUCUUGCUCUUUACUUGAUUCUUUUUCACAUAGCACUGAUGGAAUGAUUAUAUUGUGUAACACAUUAUCUUUAUUGUUGUUAUUAGGUAACUGUGCCCCCAUGUACCAAAGUAUUAAUUAUUGUAAAAAGAUUAUAAUACUUUGAUAGAUCAAAGUAAAAUCCCAAAGCUAUUUUUUCAUGCAUGUAUAUAGUUACUGCUUGAUUAUCAUUUUGAUAUAGACUAAACCAG
This is a messenger RNA of Carassius carassius (crucian carp), 7163 nucleotides long. Its product is annotated as stAR-related lipid transfer protein 9-like. NCBI's taxonomy places the organism in Eukaryota, Metazoa, Chordata, Actinopteri, Cypriniformes, Cyprinidae. Gene Ontology annotation, molecular function: lipid binding. The record is from RefSeq and is a predicted model, not a curated record. Bases 372 to 6857 code for a protein of 2161 amino acids. The transcript has 11 exons.